AUCCGUUUCACGCUUUUUCACCGUAUUUGCUCUAGGGAGGGAGUAACGACAUAGUGAUUGUGAAAACCGAAAUACGAAAGCUCAGUGAAUGGAAUUGGAAAGUCCGAAGAGGCGGAGUUAAGCUGAGAGCCAGAAGUUUAUCAACUAAUCAAUUUCAUUCGACGAAGAAGCUCCUCUGUCCAUACAUAUAUUCGUGGCUCCCUUUCUUCUCUCUCUACUUUCUACACAUCACCACUCUAUGUAUAUCAUUUCACAUUUCUACAAUUGAAUUAUCUUCAUAUAUUUCUAUGUGCAGUUGAUGACAUCACUUUACACUUUAAGGUAAUUAUAUCAUGGUUACACCAUGUUGACAGUUCACUAUUCUGGAGCUAUCUGUAAGAGCCAAACAUACUUGGACAAUAGCACACUGCCCGAACCUUUUCAUUGCAAGAUUGCAAAUGUUAAUCUUCCGAAUCAUACUAUAGUAUCUUUGGUCAAUAUAAAAAGUUCUUGUACUGCUGGAUUGCACACAUCUUCGCUUUUUCCAAAUGGAUGCACUCAGCUUAAGGUGCAUCAUGUACCACAACAUACAACUUCGAAACGGUGGCUGUGUCAGUUACAAGAUACGGCUUCAUCAGAUGAUGAAUAUCGCUCUUCACGCAAUAUAGCAAUCAGCUUGUUUAAGAGAUACAAAAAUGUCAUUGACCGCGGUGGAGGUGACAACUUAAAGGAUUUCAUUGGCGCUGGGGUAAAUGCUUAUGCAUUGGGAUGCACUGAUGAAGGACUUAGAAAAGAACUUACAGAUAUGAAGGAAUCUGGUUUUCAAAUUGAAGCAAUGCAAACUUACGGUGGAAGCACCAGUUUAAAGUCCAAGAUAUGCUAUGAAGAGAUUUCUGAGUGUAUCAUGUGGCUGAGUAUAAUUUUCAUCACCAUCUUGUGCACACCCCAACCAACCAUUGUGCGCUGGUCUUCAACAUCUCCAGUAUCUGAUGAAAUGAAGAAUCAGUGGAAAGGCUUUUGUGCCAUCAUAGCUAAUGCAUAUUAUGUGCGAGGAAUGGCAUGGCUUCCUGUGAAGACUCUUCAAUUAGAGCAAUUGGCAGUAUCUGGUUGUGCUGAGGAGCCUUCAGUAGUUGCCAGCCGAAUGAGAUUAGUGUUCAGUACACUGGAGGUUGUAAGCCCACAAUGGCCAAGAGUAUAGGAAAAUAGUGAAGCAGAGGAAGAUUAUGCAAUAUUUGUUUACCGAGAGAUCAAUUCAAACUUCUGGUAAACAAUAGUUUCAAGUUAAGAGCUUGUUCAGCUUGUCCUAGAGUCUGCUGGAGAUGCUCUGAUGCAUAUUUGCUAUAAAAACUAUUAAAAAAUUGUUUUAUAUAAACACAGAUGUUUUUCAUUUCUAGUCUGUAUUUGCAAUAUCAUACGCUGUUAAGGAAGGGUAAUUUUUUUAA
Molecule: messenger RNA, 1421 nt
Organism: Daucus carota subsp. sativus
Lineage: Eukaryota; Viridiplantae; Streptophyta; Magnoliopsida; Apiales; Apiaceae
Exons: 7
Coding region: 344-1177 (277 amino acids)
Source: RefSeq, a predicted model, not a curated record